This is a messenger RNA of Sinocyclocheilus rhinocerous, 1632 nucleotides long. RefSeq names its product clumping factor A. The record is from RefSeq and is a predicted model, not a curated record. Lineage: Eukaryota; Metazoa; Chordata; Actinopteri; Cypriniformes; Cyprinidae. Bases 1 to 1632 code for a protein of 543 amino acids. The transcript has 3 exons.
AUGCUGAUCACUGUCAGUCUGGUGAUGUUAUGGUGGUACUCCACCAGGGUGAAAAAUAAAUCACCAAAUACAGUGAAAGAGGAGGACACCAAACAACCACAGAUCACCAGAAAGACAACCAAGAGACAACUGGAGUGGCAUUUCACAGAAGGAUCUGAGACUGCCACUACCUCUGCAGCUGACACUGUCUCUGACACGGACAGUGCACCUGAGACCGCCAUCAUCCCUGAGAUGAACAGUGCACCUGAGACCGCCAUCGUCUCUGAGACGGACAGUUCACCUGAGACCGCCCUCAUCCCUGAGACGGACAGUGCACCUGAGACCGUCAUCGUCCCUGAGGCGGACAAUGAACCUGAGACGGACAGUGCACCUGAGACCGGCAUCAUCCCUGAGAUGGACAGUGCAUCUGAGACCGCCAUCGUCUCUGAGACAGACAGUGCACCUGAGACUGACACUGUCCCUGAGACAGACAGUGCACCUGAGACCGGCAUCAUCCCUGAGACGGACAGUGCACCUGAGACUGACACUGUCCCUGAGACGGACAGUGCACCUGAGACCGGCAUCAUCCCUGAGACGGACAGUGCACCUGAGACCGUCAUCGUCCCUGAGACGGACAGUGCACCUGAGACUGGCAUCAUCCCUGAGAUGGACAGUGCGUCUGAGACCGUCAUCGUCCCUGAGAUGGACAGUGCACCUGAGAACCUCAUCGUCCCUGAGACGGACAGUGCACCUGAGACCGUCAUCAUCCCUGAGACAGACAGUGUACCUCAGACUGUCAUCAUCCCUGAGACUGACACUGUACCUGAGACGGACAGUGCACCUGAGAUGGACAGUGCACCUGAGACUGACACUGUCCCUGAGACGGACAGUGCACCUGAGACUGACACUGUCCCUGAGACGGACAGUGCACCUGAGACUGACACUGUCCCUGAGACGGACAGUGCACCUGAGACUGACACUGUCCCUGAGACGGACAGUGCACCUGAGACUGACACUGUCCCUGAGACGGACAGUGCACCUGAGACUGACACUGUCCCUGAGACGGACAGUGCACCUGAGACUGACACUGUCCCUGAGACGGACAGUGCACCUGAGACUGACACUGUCCCUGAGACGGACAGUGCACCUGAGACUGACACUGUCCCUGAGACGGACAGUGCACCUGAGACCGUCAUCGUCCCUGAGAUGGACAGUGCACCUGAGAACCUCAUCGUCCCUGAGAUGGACAGUGUGUCUGAGACCGUCAUCGUCCCUGAGAUGGACAGUGCACCUGAGAAACUCAUCGUCCCUGAAACGGACAGUGCACUUGAGACCGUCAUCGUCCCUGAGAGGGACAGAGUGCCUGAGACCGUCUUCAUCCCUGAGACUGACACUGUCUCUGAAACCGACAUUGUCCUUGAGACUGAAACUGCCUCAGAGAUAACACUGCCCUUGAGACUGACACUGCUUCUGAGACUUUCACUGUCUAUCAGUCUCAAACAGGCUCUGAGCCAGAAACUCUCUCUGAGACUGGCCCUGCGUCUGAGAAUGACACUUCCACUGAAACUGACACUUACACCUCAGACUGACACUGCCUCGAAGACAACACUGCCUCUUAACGUCCAGUGCUUUGGAGCCUACCACUGCUUCUGA